Molecule: messenger RNA, 3784 nt
Organism: Choloepus didactylus (southern two-toed sloth)
Lineage: Eukaryota; Metazoa; Chordata; Mammalia; Pilosa; Megalonychidae
Gene: MRPL46
Product: mitochondrial ribosomal protein L46
Exons: 4
Coding region: 22-861 (279 amino acids)
Cellular component (GO): mitochondrial large ribosomal subunit
Molecular function (GO): structural constituent of ribosome
Source: RefSeq, a predicted model, not a curated record
CAUUGUGGGAAGGCGAGAAAGAUGGCGGCGCCCAUAAGGAGGUCUCUGCUCCGGGUGGCCCGGGACUGGCGGCGGUUCGAGCGGUUCUCGGCGGCUUCCCUGGGUUCUCGCAGUCUGGCCCUCGUGGCCGCACCAUCGAACAGCGGGUCCCCAUGGCGUCUGUUGGGCGCGCUGUGCCUGCAGCGUCCACCGCUAGUCUCGAAGUCACUGACCCCGUUGCAGGAGAACAUGGCGGCUGUACUGCAGCAGAUCGAGGUAGAGAAAAGUCUGUAUUCAGACCAUGAACUUCGUGCUUUGGAUGAAGCCCAGCGACUGGCAAGGAAGAAAGCCGACCUCUAUGAUGAAGAAGAUGAACAGGAUAUAUUAAUGGUGCAGGAUUUGGAAGAUAUGUGGGAGCAGACAUUUCUACAGUUCAAACCUGGAGCUCGUGUAACAGAAGCUGAUAUAAAGAAUGACCGAACCUCAAUGCAUCGGAAGCUAGAUAGGAAUCUUGUUCUGUUGGUCAAAGAGAAGCUUGGAGACCAGGAUGUCUGGAUGCUGCCCCAGGCAGAGUGGCAGCCUGGGGAGACCCUCCGAGGAACAGCUGAGCGAACCCUGGCCAUACUCUCAAAAAACAACAUGGAAGCCAAGUUUCUAGGCAAUGCACCCUGUGGCCACUACAAGUUCAAGUUCCCCCAGUCAAUGCGGAAGGAUAAUAGCCUCGGGGCAAAAAUAUUCUUCUUCAAAGCACUACUUCUAUCUGGGGACUUGUCCCAGUCCGGGAAGAAGGGCCAUCAUGUGUGGGUCAGUAAGGAGGAGCUGGGUGACUAUUUGAAACCAAAAUACCUGGCCCAGGUUAGGAAAUUUCUCUUGGACCUCUGAUGGACUGAGUUGCCUAUGGACAAUGAACAGAAAAGUCUAAGAUUGGGGCCUCAAGGACAUUUGUUUGGUUGGCCCAUUUUUGUAGGGAAUAUCAAGCAGCAAGCUGAAUUUUGAGAAAUAAAUGGGUUAAUCAUUAUGUUGGCCUCAGCUGAUUUGCCUUUGGAAGACUACUGGGUUGCUUCCAGUGAAGAGAGAGCCAUCUCUUGGGGUGCCUUUCCACUUUUUCUCCAGCUGGUAAUUGAGUAUUAUAUUACUUAACAGUGACUCACUGACUUUCUGGACCCAGGGAAAAGAAAUGAUUUGAGCUUCUUAAAACCUUCAGUUCUGUGGAAGAUUCUAGGCCCAUGAGGAAGGAAACAGUUCUCUAUAGUUUCUCAGCCAUUUUUCAUUUUGUUUUUCCUUUCUUUUCUACUUGAUAUGAAGGUGUUUUAAUCUAGCCUAGGACAUAAUGCUUUUCUUUUUCUUUCUUCCUUUCCUCCUCCUCCUCCUCCUCCUCCUCCUCCCUCCCCUUCUUCUUUUUGAAAUCAUUUUGUAUUUAAAAUAAUUUAAUCACCUGCUAUCUAUUUUGAGACAGUCAUGUGAAAUAAGCAAGUCCCUGUUUUAAGAAUGGAGGAAUUAUGGCCUGGUUGUGAUUUGGCUCAGAGUAAUAUGGCAAGUCCCUUGUGGCACCAGAGGAGAACCCUGAUCCCCUAUCUCUGGGUUGGGGCAUCUAGCUCUGUAAUGUGUUGUCUGGGUCACCACUGGUCCCCCAUGCCUGGCACAAGAAAGUUACUCAACAAACAUUUGCUGAAUGAAUCAAAGAGAGCGCGGACCUCAGGCAUACCUCUGUCUGUCCAGAAUAGAGGUUCCAGUAGCAAGGCCGCAGUCCUGGAUCCCAUCAAACUUUUCCUGUUUUCCUCUGAGACAGCAUUCUGGAUUAAACAGAUUGAUCUGUGUGAUGUGGGCUUAUGAAAUGGGAUUUCUGUCUCUGAGUCAAAUGUAACCUUGUAUUCUUACCCGUAGUCAGGGAAAUUGCUUCCUGCAACCAAAAUUGAGGAACCUUGCCUGGCAUUUCCUUUCUUGCUCUUCACCUCCUGCAUGUGCUCUCUCUUUCCUCAUUACUGAGGGCAGCUGUCCCCUAGCUGAGGCUCACAGAUUGUCUGGGCGGUAGGAGAGAGUAAGGAUAUUAUAGGACCAGAAAUGCUCUUUCUUUUCCUGAGUUUUGGGUUGAGUUUUGUAUGUGAACUGUACUGCAUAUUCUUAGGGCCUCAGGUACCUCUUUAACAAAGAAGGGAAGGCUCAUUAGGGUGCUUUCAUGAUCAUUCGUAAGAUGGUAUGUUUUGGUACAUUUCAUAUGUAAUGGGAAUUAUGCAAUUGGUAAAUGGAGAAAUGGUGGCAGGAUAACCCAAACUUAGGUUGAUUCUUGUGAGAUUUUCCCCAGCACUUUAAUGUUUGAAAUGAUUUGGAACAAGGCUGAAUAUCCAAAAAAAAGAAAAAAAGAGAAAACAUUUUGUAGAAAUUCAUUGCUUUUUGCAAGUAGUGACUGGUUUAGUAGCUUGAAAAAUCAGCUUUUCUACCAUGUUAGACUGUCUGGAGAAACUGUGAGUGGAAAUGAAGAAGCUGUGAAGACAUGCCACCUCUACCCCCACCUCCUGACUUUGUUUUAAAAAAUUGGUGUAGAAGCCUCACCUUUGAUCGUAUUUUUAACUUUGAUGGAACUGGUCUAUUAGGACCUGCGUCUCAGAGGACCUGCAUUCAGGAAGAAGCAUGAGCCCCAGGAUUUGAGGCUGCAAGAGGAGGCUCUGCUGUGCAUCCCAAUGGGGAUUUACAGCAUUAGUAUCCUCAUUAGGCUUGCUUCUGCUUUGUUAAUGUUCUGGUUACAAAAUUCUAUAGGUUUUGAGUGAUCUGCCCCAACUCCUUUUCCCGGAAGCCCUAUUAUUUUUGGAGUGUGAAUUUGCAGAAUGCAAGCCUGAAUCUUCCAGUGGCUGCCACAGCUGACCAAAAAAAAAUUGUUUCAGAUUGGCAGGACAUGAAAUAGGAGAGGUGAUUGUAUCUGUAUUUGUGGGGGCCUUUGAAGAAAACUGUGCAGGAGGGGGUGAGGGUAAUUGGAAUGGUAGGGGAUGAGGAGUGGCAGUUUGAAGUGUUGGUGCACCCUAAGAAGACAAAUGCCAUUCUGUGUGUGUGUGCAUGAGGCAUGUAAAACAGAUCACCCAGAUUGCUGGAAGGAUCCUCCAGAAUCAGCCCUCCCACUUGGUCAUUGCUUUCCUAAGUGAUUUCCACUUUUGCUGGUGUUACAGAGAAAAUACUACUGCUCAUAAACUUCCUGUUUACUUCCUCAUCCUCAAGAGUCACCUCCUGCUGGGCCAUUUCUGCUCCUUGUACGAGCUUCUACACUUAAGAGUUUUAUAGGGUAAUCAGUUGUUUGUUAUCUGGCUCCCAUACCUAACUGAACUUCUAAAUCCUAGUGCAGAGCCUGCCUCAAGGUCAUACUCAAAAAUUAUUUAAGUUAAUCAACUUUUUUCCUCAUGAGCACUGAACUUGGAGUCAGAAAACCUGGGUUUGCAUUUGUUUUAUGAUGGUAGGCAAAUAAUAGCUACUAUCACUGAUUCCUGAAUGCCAGGAACUGUGGCCAGGGCCCUCCCUAACAACUUACAUUUUUUACUUAAAGCAGCAGGCAAGCAUUAUUAUUCCUGUUUUAUAGAUGAGAGAACAAGCUCCAAGAGAUUAGUUAACUUGCAUAGGGUUACCCACUAGUAAGUGGCAGGGGCAGAAUUCGAACUCAGAUCUGUGUGCAAAACUAAUUCUUAACAUUUCUUAACUUUGCCUUUCUGUAAAAUGCAGAUGAUACUAUUUCUCAGGUAAUGUGAUAAUUUAUGUGAAAGUACUUAGCACAUGCAUGGCUUGUUAUAAACACUCAAGUAAAUGUUUCCCCCCUUCCAACAUA